AGCAGACGGCGGCGCUCACGUCAAAGAGCACAGAAUCUAGCUCAGCUCAUGUGACGCAGCCGCAAAAAAAGGAAGUGCUGAAGCAGGAAAUGCGGCGCUGGGCUCUGAGUGGAUCUGCAGUUUCUCUGAUCCUGAACGCUUUACUAGGAAGGAUGUCGUGGGCUCUCCAGGAGCCGCUGGUGAUCUGGGAGUCUGCAGAUCUGCUGGCGUACCUGCACCCGUCUCCAUGGACACCAGGGGUCGCUGUGCUCACCUGUAGGAGCCCCUGCGCCGGCAGCCUCUUCCACCUGCCUGAGGACCUGUUCCUGCGUCUGCUGCUGGGGGCCAGAUCAGUGUCCCGCCGGCUGUGUGCGGGUCUGUCGGUGCAGCGCUGCGCUCUGGUGCACACACCGCAGAAACAUGGCAACACACAGCUGCUGAUCGUCCCUCUGCACGGCCUGAGCGCAGACUGGAGACCUCACCUGGCUGCAGAGGAAGAGUUUAAUGAGUUUGACCCCGGGUACAUCAGCUCUAAGAGCGGCCCGCGCUGGACUGAUGAUGAUUUGGAGGCGGUGAAGAACCGGAUAUGUAAACCGAGCGCCCAGCAGAACUACACAUUCCUAGGCGAUCCGUCUGACGACGGGCUGUUCCCGCGUAUAAUCCGCGGAGAAGCGCAGCAGUGGAGAGUGUGGGAGGAUGAUGAGCACGUAGCGUUCCUCACGCCGUUUCCCAACUCUCCAGGCCUCACCGUUUUAGUUCCCCGUCGUCCGCUCAGCAGCGAUGUGCUCAGCCUGCAGGUGGAGGAGUAUAAGCAGAUGGUGCUGGCAACCAGAGAGGUGUCCUGCCUGCUGGAGGCGGGGCUUGGAGCAUGGGGGGUGGGGCUUAUCUUUGAGGGCUUUGAGAUCGAUUACGCUCACGCUAAGCUGAUUCCGCUGGUGUGUGCGGAUGACGGAGCGCAGAUGAGCCUCUGCUCUUCACCUCCAGAGCUUUUCCAGAAAUAUCCGGGUUUCGUGACGUCGCUUAGUGGACCGGCGGCCAGCAGGGGGAGCCUGAAUGAGAUCCAUGACAGAAUCACACACACAGCAUCUGUGGACUGCAACGACUAGGGUUACGAUGGUGUCAGAUGUUGUUGCAAUACGGCAGGGGUCAUCAAUCUCGUUCCUGGAGGUCCCUGCAGAGUUUAUCUCCAACUGGCCUCAACACACCUGCCUGGAUGUUUCAAGUAUACCUAGUAAGAGCUUGAUUAGCUUGUUCAGGUGUGUUUGAUUAAGGUUGGAGCUAAAAUCUGCAGGA
Danio rerio (zebrafish) is the source of this 1272-nucleotide messenger RNA. The record is from RefSeq and is a predicted model, not a curated record. NCBI's taxonomy places the organism in Eukaryota, Metazoa, Chordata, Actinopteri, Cypriniformes, Danionidae.